This is a messenger RNA of Rhagoletis zephyria (snowberry fruit fly), 619 nucleotides long. Its product is annotated as putative nuclease HARBI1. The record is from RefSeq and is a predicted model, not a curated record. NCBI's taxonomy places the organism in Eukaryota, Metazoa, Arthropoda, Insecta, Diptera, Tephritidae.
AUGGGAGAUACUAUUGGGGCUAUCGACUGCACUCAUGUGUCAAUCAUGAGUCCAAAAAAUCAUGAAGAAGCGUAUGUCAACCACCAUGGAUACCAUUCUAUCAAUGUGCAAAUGGAGCGCGACACGAUUCAUUCAUUUGGAGCUCCUCUGCAGUCCGGAGAGUUAUGCAGCGAAGUUUUGAAAAUGGAAACUAUAAUAUGUUUUUGAUUGGUGGCUCAGGAUAUCCUUUGGAGCCGUGGUUGAUGACUCCUCUACCAAACCAACCAGAAGGGGGUCCUAAAUUCCGCUACAAUGAGGUAUUGUGCAAAGCUCGAAACCCAGUCGAGAGACUUUUUGGCGUUCUCAAAGGAACUUGGCGUUGGUUAUCUCAACAAAGGACUCUUUUGUAUGAUCCUGGAUAUACUGGAAAAGUAGUAAAAGCAUGCACAGUGUUGCAUAACUUGCGAUUGGAUGACCAAACAUACGAUCCCGAGACUGAGUUCCUAGAGCCAAGGACAAAGAGCAGUAAUGUAAAUCAAGACGCGCCGUCUUCAACAGCAAAACGCGUCCAAGACCGGCUAAUUGCAAAUUAUUUUACAUUAAUAAAACGUUGAUAAAUAAAAAUUCAGAAGGAAUACAA